AUGGAGACGUUACGAGUCGAUUUGAUAGAAAAGUCUUGCAGUCGUACAACUAAUCAUGAUCUGUGUGUCGCAUCUCUUCGGUCGGAUCCUCAAAGUUCUAAAGUAGAUAUCAAAGGACUUGCCCGGAUAAUGUUCCGGGUGACUUUGGUUAAAGCCAGGACUAUCUUACAACAAAUUCACCAUCUGAACGAUCAAACGACAGAUCCUAUAUUGAAGACUUAUUUUCUUAAUUGCAUUGACCAAUAUGAGUCUGCCGUGUUUACUGAUAUUCCAGGUGCAUUUAAAAGCUUGGAUUCCAACGAUUACGAACAAGGAAGUACAUAUGGUGUUUAUGUUGGCAGCGAUACAGAAGAAUGUGAAGAUGGUUUUCAAGGACCACCCGAACCUCGUAAAUCACCAUUAACAAAUGAGAACAAGGCUCUAUUUAAGCUGUCAAGAGUAGCAUCAGAACUUGUCUACAUGCUGAUUACCAAGCUGGUGGUCUAUGGUUGA
This is a messenger RNA of Ilex paraguariensis (yerba mate), 492 nucleotides long. NCBI's taxonomy places the organism in Eukaryota, Viridiplantae, Streptophyta, Magnoliopsida, Aquifoliales, Aquifoliaceae. The record is from the annotation of a GenBank genome assembly.